ACUCCGAUUUAGACUUCGCUCAGACAGCAGCAGCUCCAGUGGAGGUUCAGGCUGUCAGCUAGCGCGGGUAGCCUUUAACGAGGCUGCAUGACAGAGGUUACCGGCUUUGACCUGGCGGCAUCCCAGCGGACGCACCUCACUCUCUGCUCCCCUGCACACCGGACACCUCUCUCCACCGGACAGAUCCGGACCGCUGCCCCGGCUCUCAUCCCGCUCCGCCUUCGUGCUCAAAGUCACUCGAUGCUGCGCUCCCGCUACCAGCCAGCUAACAGGCUGAUCUGACUGAGUUCCUUGCCACUUCAUGAUCCAGGCUAGUCGAGGAUCAAAACAAGGACAAGCGCUUUAAAGUUGAAGCGGCGUUUUGUGCUUCACUGGUCAGGACCAAGCGGCGAAGAGGGACACGGGCCCGCGGGGGAGAGCGACGGACUCGGGGCAAGGCAGCCAGGGCAGCGAGGGUGGUGGCUGGAUAAACUAGGGGGUUUGCCUCCAGCUCCUGGUGGGUUUAUCCCCCUGCCAGCUAUCGUUAGCUAACCUAGCUCCAAACAGCGCCAUGGAUUGGUUAAUGGGGAAAUCGAAGACGAAGCCAAAUGGAAAGAAGCCUCCAGCAGAAGAGAAGAAGCAGUACUUGGAGCUAGAGUACACAAAAAUCCGCGUGGUGGACUUUGACCUCAAGGAGCUGGUGGUGCUGCCCAGAGAGAUAGACCUCAACGAAUGGCUUGCCAGCAAUACGACGACAUUCUUCAAUCUCAUCAACCUGCAGUACAGCACCAUCUCAGAGUUCUGCACUGGGGACACUUGUCAAGCCAUGACGGCCUGCAACACAAUAUACUACUGGUAUGACGAGAGGGGGAAGAAGACAAAAUGCACUGCUCCACAAUACGUCGACUUCGUAAUGAGUCUUUGUCAGAAACUGGUCACAGACGAGGAAAUCUUUCCUACAAAAUAUGGCAAAGAGUUCCCCAACUCGUUCGAGUCAUUGGUAAAAAAGAUCUGCCGGUACCUAUUCCACGUGCUGGCUCACCUCUACUGGGCGCACUUUAAAGAGACGGUGGCUCUGGACCUGCAGGGCCACUUGAACACUCUGUAUGCACAUUUCAUCGUUUUCGUAAGGGAAUUCAACCUGGUCGACCCAAAGGAGACCUGUAUCAUGGACGACCUGUCCGAAGUCCUCUGCACCCCGGCCCCGCCGCCAGCUCCCACCCCAGCCCCCUCCGCCCCUGCCUCAGCACCCUCCCCCUCUGCACAAAACCAUGUGACAGAGAGAUGAGCGGAGGGGCGGCGGCGAGACAGCAGCCCCGGGGAUGAUAGAAGAUAAGAUAGAGGAGAGAAGGAAAGACAGCCUGGCCCCUGUCCUCAGUGCCAGCAGGACUUACAGACCUUCCACUUCCCUUAUAUUUCGCUACAACACCAACCAACCAGCCGGAAGGAAGGGGGGAGGGUUUUCCGGGGUUUGGGGUGGCGGGGAGGGGUUUGUCACGCCAGCAGGAAUUGGCGUGAGCUUUCCUCCCAGGGGCAAAUCCCUCCCAUCUUCUCUGCAAUUUAAACUAGGAACAAAAAAGUAUGUGUAUGUUUUAUUUUUGGUUUUAUUUCACUUUUAUUUUGUUGGAGUUUUAUUCAGUUUUAUUUUUUGUUGUUGGGGGCGGAGGGCUCCUCACUUCCCUCCAUCCUCUGUAACAUACAGUCGAGGAGGGGGGCUCUGCUUUGCUUCGACCUACUAUUGUACAGUGUUGUUGAUGUGUGGAGAAGAGGCAUCUCUGCUUGCCUGCAGGCUCGUCCUGCAGGAGUAUGGCCACUGCGCUGGCCAGUAGGGAGCUACGUUACUGCCUGAUGGGGCGAUACUAGCCAAUCACUGUUUGGGUUGUUUAUGUGGGGGAUGAUUAAAGCGCUUCCUACUCAGGACCUGAGAGAAUACGUCACUGCUGCCGGGGAGAAGUUCCUCUCUUCUUUUCAUUCUCUGUCCCCUCCAUCACCUGCUCUGUCCUUGACAGGCCGUGUUUCACUUUAGUUUUGUCACAGAAUCACCCGGUGUUCCUCUAACAAACAUGUCCCAAAGCCAACCUGUAGAGGGCAGCAAGCAUGAGGAAAUCUCCACAGAAACAGGGAGACAGAGAAGAAAAUAUAAAGAUUGUAUGCUAGAUGUUAAAUCUGAUCAGAGUGGAUACUUCGAGACAGACUGGUGUCAGCGUGAAGCUGAAUCUGAGCACAGCAGCGACCCCUGAAACUACCAACACCACCAGCUACACCCACAGAAGGACAAAGACAUGAGGUAAUGUCUGCAGGCCCAGAGAGGGAAAGAGGGAGACAGAGAGGAGGGGGUGAGAGGAGAUUGGGUGGAGCUGCUUUGCUGUUGAACAGUCACCAGUACUCCCAGUGCAAAAAUCUCCACUUCUAUCUCUUUUUGUGAUGAACUGUCCCUUCAAAUUUGCUUUUAAAAAGAUUAUCAGAGGAAAAUUAGUUGAGAAAUAACAACAAUAAUGGUAUCAUUACACAUGUAUAGAAAAUGCACAGUCUGCUUGGACUUUACUGUACAAAGAAUCACAAGCGGGUUCUGUCAGACAUAGCCUCUGUACGGAGGAGGAUUGGGUUUAUAAUUCUCAUUUUUUAUUUAUUUUAAUUCUUUUUUUUUUGCAGGGUUGUUCAGUUCUGGCUCUCGUUUUUAUGUAUUUUAAUUAUUAACUAAGUUAAAAGCAAUUUAAUAUUUUAAGCUCUGCGGAUUAUAAUCUAAUAAAAGAGAGAAAUGCCAA
This is a messenger RNA of Labrus mixtus (cuckoo wrasse), 2744 nucleotides long. RefSeq names its product MOB kinase activator 2a (gene mob2a). The record is from RefSeq and is a predicted model, not a curated record. NCBI's taxonomy places the organism in Eukaryota, Metazoa, Chordata, Actinopteri, Labriformes, Labridae. Gene Ontology annotation, biological process: signal transduction; positive regulation of protein phosphorylation. Gene Ontology annotation, molecular function: protein kinase activator activity. Gene Ontology annotation, cellular component: nucleus; cytoplasm. Bases 551 to 1267 code for a protein of 238 amino acids. The transcript is spliced from 5 exons.